AUGGAGGGAAGUGAUCUGGUUUGCGGCUAUUCAGGGAGAUGUAGGCUGUUGCAGCACUAUAUGAGUAAGCCCCGACUCGACCGCCUCACAAUAGGCUGCGUCCCCACCUUUGUUUGCGUCCCAACCUUUGUUUGCGCCCCAACCUUUGUUUGCGCCCCAACCUUUGUUUGCGCCCCAACCUUGUUUGCGCCCCAACCUUUGUUUGCGCCCCAACCUUACUAUUACCAGUCAUCUGCGUCGGGUCUGGGCGGGGCGUUGACUGACUGGCAGCGUGCCCACGGGUACCACAGCGAUGCGGCGAGGGCCUUGUUGCGACUCCUGAUUCCGUUGCUGAACUACAUCGACAAGGAAGAGCAGAAAGACGUGGGUACGAAUCCGGCCACACGCAUUUCGCAGGAAGUCUUAAACCAAGUCCUUGGCCACUUUACACUGCUGCUCAAGGCGGUGGAACGCCAGGUCGCCGCCGCCCAGAGCCUCAGCGCGAAGCAGCUCUGUGUCGUCUACCGCAAGGUGACCCUCAUGCUGUACGCGCUCAUUGCCGUGUGCGACGUGCGAGAAAUACAAUCCACCAUCCACAACCUGCUCAAGACCUCCUGUCUGCUGCUGCAGAAACUCCAAAUUUACAAAGGAAACCCCGAAAGCGAGUUUCGCAACCCUGAAAACGAAUUCCGAAUGUCUGAGACGGAACUCCGCAACCCGGACAGUAGGACCGACUACCGACACAGCAUAGAUAUCGCCGGCACCCGCCAAGACGGGGUCUGUCCAGACAACGUCCGCCUAGACGGGGCCGGCGCCGGCCACGUACAACGUUCCAGUGGCAGCCAGGGCAGUCGCCAAGGCAGCAGACAGCGACUAGCGUCGCCCUACCUGCAUAGCUCGCCAGUCGACCACCCACGUGCGCACGCCGCUGCCACGUUUAACGACCAUGGCCACGCGCUAUCCGGGCGCCUCGGCUCGGGCGGUCACCUCAGCUCGGGCGGACCGGCCCGACUGGGGCGAGACAGACAGGGCUUUUACAGGGGCCAAACGCCCGAGGGCUGUAGCCAGGACGGACGGUUGCAAGAGGGGCGGUUACAAGAAGUAUCUGGUCCGGGUUUGAUGGCGUUGUUUAGCAGCAGCAAUUCGUCUUCAGAGACGUUCAGCACGAGUUCCUCGUCUGUGCGUCGGGCGGCGGCGGCCGUGUCCGCGGCGGUUCCGGAGGUGCCGCAGGCGAUUGGGUGCGCGUGCUGCUUGUUACGCUCGAUAAUUGAGCACUCGUUGGUGAGUCACCACGAUGCGAAUUCAGUAGAGGUGGAGGCAGGAGAGGUGACGGAGCCGGUGCGGAUGCCAAUGGCGGCUGACAUGAAGCGGAAGGCGUUGGUAAUUUUGCGCACCUGGAUCAACACCUGUAUUUUCGGACUGAAGACUGGGUCUGGACUGAAGAGCGGGUCUCAGCUCAACGCGACGGCGGCUAGGUCCGGAAACAAUGUUGCGACGGCGGUACGGCCUCCCCCCGUGAGUGGCCGGACUUUGGUUUCUCGGCCGGCGGCCGGCGUUACGGGGUCGGAGCAUGGUUGUGUGGAGCAUCGGACGGGGGUGAUGCUUUCCGGCGUGGGGCAACCGAAUAGCGUGUUUGUGGAUGCGUUGGUGGUGUCUGUGGACGCGCCGCUAUUGAGUUCAAUUUACUUCGGUGGACGUACGGACAAAUUGUUUGCGGCAUCGCUCAAGGCCGUGUUGGGGAUGAUGAAUGGACGAACAAUAGCGAGUGGCGCGUUUGUGGAAGCAACACAGUCGUGUGUGGCAUUGACACAGCUGACGAAGUCAUGUCUAUUAUUAGUCAACCGUAUUUUCAUUGGGGGCUUCGGUUCGGCCUCCAUUCCUGUACGUUUGUUGGCAGCUUCGAUGGCGAGCAUUGCGACGGGGACAUUGCACCGACCGCGGGCGGUAGAGACUGUGUUAUGUUCAAUAAGUCCGUUGCCAUGUCCGAUGGACCCGAAGUGUGCGCAGAAGGUGCUCAAGACCGCGUUGCGAGGUCUUUUUCCCGUGGGUUGGGCAAAUGAUCAGCGCAUGAAUUCGAAGGAAGGCACUACACCUGGUUGGUACUAUCUAGAUGAGAACCGGACCUGCGCCAAGUUCCGAGUGCACUGGCACGAAGCCUACUGCUCCGAGACCCGCCGCUGCCAUGAGGCACCCACUAUCCAUAACCUCCUCAGCUUCCUCAGCAAAGCCGCCAACGAUCCCACACGGUCCUUCGCUCCCUACCUCACCUCCAAGGUCUACCACACACCCCUCACCAUGGAGGUCAAACCUGACGGCUGUCUCAGCUUCACCACGAACAGCCUGGAUAUCGUACUCAUCCUCCAAAGCCCACAAUUCCUUAGCCUCGCCAUCCAAAGCUACCUCUAUGAACCCUCCGCCGAACUCGAAAGCCUCAUACUCUUCGCUCUCCUCGCACCUCUCAUCUCCAGGCUCGCCCCCGACCCUUCGGCCACCGUCCUACUUGCCGCCCUCCACUCCCUAGCUCUCGCCAUGGAACCUGGCUCCGUUUCCAAACCCAUUCUCGAACACAAUCCUACCGUAGCCGGGGCGGGCAACACCGUCGCCGGGGCGGGCAACAACGCCUCCGGACCCACAGCGUCCGGCUCCAAUUCCGGCGCGGGGACGAAGAACUUGGUCUCCGUACCGCUGCACAGGAUUCUACAGUUGUUCGACCGCGGUUCAGCGAGAUAUCGGCAAGGCCUUUCUUGGGAAUCCUCCGCCGGCGCCAGUCCCCCACUGUCACCGCGGGGACAGAUCCCGAACGUCAAGCUGCGUCCGAUACUUGAUCCAAUCUUCGCCGUCUCCGACAAACCGCUGCUAAUCGUCCGCGAAUGCGCCAAUGCGAUGGCCGAGAAGGGCGAUGCCGUCAUCUUCCACCUCCGCAAGAUCCGCAACUACGUUGACGCCGUCUACAACGAGUGGGGAGACCGUAAAGCCAACUUCUUGAACGAGGCCAAGGACACGGAAGGUCCGCGGGUGGAGAGUCAACAAGGGGAGAGUCAACGAGUGGAGAGUCAACGAGUGGAGAGUCAACGAGUGGAGAGUCAACGAGUGGAGAGUCAACGAGUGGAGAGUCAACGAGUGGAGAGUCAACGAGUGGAGAGUCAACGAGUGGAGAGUCAACGAGUGGAGAGUCAACAAGUGGAGAGUCAACAAGUGGAGAGUCAACGAGGGGAAGGAGGCGACUCUCAGCGACCCGAGACCCCAAGAACGGGCGACAACCGGCCGAUGGCAGGCCGGAGCUGUUGGAGCGACGCGGAGGUCCAGGAAGUGCUGAACUUUAGUCUCACGGUGUUGUUGCACCGAUACUUGAUUCUUACGUUGGAAAAAAUUCCGCAUGCGACCUUCCAGCGAUACGCCUCCAACGAGGCCGUGUCGACCAAAGUGAUGGGCAACGGCGCCGGCGUGGAUGUCGUGGAGCUGUUAGACUGCGUGCGAGACAAGAACCUGAAGCAACAGCUGAGCAUUCGCUGGCUCACUCAGACAUUUAACAACCUCCCGGCGCGACCUGGACGACCGCUGGUCAAUUACGCACAAGUCAGCGCCUCCAUUCGACUAAACGAACGUGUUCUCGCGAACUGGAACAAAACCACCAAAAGGUACUCCAACAUCAUGCAGUCAGGCGAAAUAGAGUACCUUCAUAAAUGCCGCUCAUGGCUGCACUUCUUCCUCGUUGGCGCCCCGGCCCUCGACAACCUAGAUGACCCUGACGUCGUCGUUUUCACCAAAGACGUCAAACUGCCUUCCACCAACUAA
Messenger RNA from Gregarina niphandrodes, 3774 nucleotides. RefSeq lists its product as hypothetical. The transcript has 2 exons. The coding region runs from base 1 to 3774 and encodes 1257 amino acids. The record is from RefSeq and is a predicted model, not a curated record. Lineage: Eukaryota; Apicomplexa; Conoidasida; Eugregarinorida; Gregarinidae.